GCGUGCUUGAUUUUAAUUGUGCGAGCGUGCGUGUGUAAAGAGGGUGAGUGUCACGGCCCUGUGCAGACGGGGGGUUGGGUAGCAGUGCCGAUUGGUUGCUGCUCACCAACACAGUCAGUCUGGGCUUGUUUUAACAUAACCGGGGGCACUUCGACAGCAGGCAAAAAUCAUGUAGUAAAUAAGCUGUUGUUAGGCUUACGGACCGGUUAUGGCACAUUUUAAUUUCGGUGUUGCAGCGUAAUGGAGAUUUACUUGUUAUUUUGUAUUUAGGUUACAGUUUUCAGGGGGCUGAUGAGGCGAUGAAGUGCAGAGAAUGAGAGCUGUGCCUUGGCCUACUGCUAGUGCUGCUGCAGCUGGGAUUGUGCAGAUACGCUUCCACAAACCGAGAAAAACACUCGCUUUGUGCCACAUUAUCAAACAUCCGCUGUUGGUUUCACGUUGGCCGACCUCCAAAUGGAUCUAGCCAUGACAACAUGAAUCAGUCAUACAGACCUGUUGUUAGGGUAGGCUCAGGGUUUGGCUCAGGCCAGCCAGAGCUGAGGCCCCGCAAUGGUCUUGUAGGCACUUCCUAUGGAAACCAAUGCAGUGUGAGACGUGGAUCAGACCAACUGCCAGCCGUGCAGCUGCCAUCCUCCAGCAUCAAACAGCCUGCUGUGCUGGGGUACACCCAGCCAGACCGAUCCCACCGCUACAGCCCGCUGAAGAGGCUGCAGAACCUGAACACUGUGGUCAGCAGGCCGGACCUAGAGAGGGACCUCCGACCGAGGAACAACUUGCACUGUGCAAGCCCCAUCAGUGAUGAUGGCGAUGACGAAUUUGAGGCACCGUCAGUGCAGCUGCCUUCUUCUCCAGGGAUUGAUGAUACGGAGCCCUUUGAGACUAUUCAGGAUGUGAGCAGGAAUGGCUUCUCCCCUCACAGUCCUGACAGCAUGGAGCGAUGUUCUCCCAUUCCAAAUGGCUACCUGCAUUUCGAGUCCACACUGUUUGACAGCAGUGACAUCAAGGAGGAGGAGGAGGAGGAGGAGGAGGAGGAGGAGGGGGAGGAGGAUAGUGGUAGUGAGGACAUGGCACCUUUUUACCACUCCCCAAAGCUGGGUCAGGACCAAACUGUGAGUGACAGUAGGGGCUCAGGGCUGGAUAAAAGAACAUACAAACCUACUGUCUUUAACCUCAUGUCCAAAACUAUAUCUGAACUCAACCCUACACUAAGCCCCAGUGCACUGCCGGAAAUCACUAUGAGGGAUGGGUGGAGCUUGGGUGAGGAAUCAGACAGUGAUGUUGAACUUUCCUCUCCUGUUGACCAUGGACUUAUUUCACCAGCUGGCACCAACUCCAAUUCCAACAGCCCAAAGAAAAAGCUUCUUUCUACUGCGAAAUACGUGGAAGGGGACUUGGUGUGGGCCAAGUUCAACAGGCGGCCCUGGUGGCCCUGCCAAAUCACCUGUGACCAGGGCAUCUGCACCAGGAUGAAAGUUCCCAGUCCUCGUCCUUGCCGGAUGUAUUUCCUGGAGACGAUUGGGGAGACUGAAGAGUCUGCCUGGGUCCCCGGGAGUGCCGUUCUUCCUUUUGAGGGAGGCCAUCAGUUUGAAGGCCUACCUGUGCUUAGACGGAGAGGGAAGCAGAAGGAGAAAGACUACAAGUAUACGAUACCCAAAAGUUUACUGACUGCCUGGAAAGUCAGUGUGACAGAAGCUGAGUCUCUUCUUCCAAAUCGACAAAAGAAUACUGAAAGCGUGCUUUCAAUAUCCGUCAAUGGAGAGGAGCGUGUGCCCAGUCCAUUUGCUACUGAAAAGACACAGGAGGCCUCCGCGGUCUCUGUGGAUUCUGCUCAACCUCCAUCAGCUAAUAUGACCAACAAUGGCAAUGAGCAUGAUCUCAUAAAAAACUCUGCUGCAGUUCAAAACAAUAGGGGCAAAGCUUGUAAGAAGAAAAAGAAAUGUUUGUCAGACAUAUUUGGCCAUAUAGUUGGUGGAUCAAAGGAGUCAUCUUCCAUCACAAACACAGCGGAUCCUUUUCAUACAACAACUCGUGCACUGAAAGAUGAGCCAAAGGACUCACCUUAUGCAGAUCUGAAUUCAGUUCCAGUACUGCAUCGUCCUAAACGCACAGCAGUGUCUCCUAUAAAGGAUGUACACAGAUUGGUCAGGAAAGAACAGGGUUCCACAAAAGAUAAAACAAAGUUGAGUGAAAAAGUGAACCACUCGACAUUAAGAUCUAAAGACAAACAACCUGAACAGAGUUUGGGCAGCUGUAAUGAACUGUUGUACAGUUCAAAUGAAAAGCACUCUAUGAAUCUUCCUGCCAGCAGUCGUCUGAUGACGAGGGCUCUGAAAGCAGAGGAAGAGACAGAUCUCAAAGAUGCACUGGGCACAAACCAAAUCUCAACAGGUGCUCAUGCUGAUGAUUCUCUUGACAAUAUAUCUACUGAUGCAGCCGUCCAAACUGAAAAGUUGGAAUUGCAUAGCAAAGUAUCAUCCUCUGCAAAUCACAGCUUUCCAAAAAGGCGUGCAAGGAAACCUGAUAAGAAACAAAUUCGUAAUGGCUCAUUAAUGAGGUCUAAGUGUUUGGACUCAAGUGAACCCACUGUGCAGCCUGUUGAGGUCAAGAAAGAAAACCCAGAUCUGUCAUUAUCUACUUCCCCGUCCUCGUCUCUGUCUCCAAUGGACGCUUUCCAGGAUGUCAAGGAACUAACAUUUAAAUCUCUUGUGAAGGAGGACAGCAGUGACUCGGAAGGGACUGCAUUUCGGCCUGAUUCCAAUUAUAAAUUCAGUACCUUCCUAAUGCUUCUGAAAGACAUGCAUGAUACCAGAGAACAAGAUGGUACACCCCUAGCUCUCCCUCCAUCACCGGUCCUCAUAAAGGAGGAACCUCUUGUAAUCCCUACUUCUACAGGGGGUGACCCGCUGAAGAGUGAUGGUUUCGCCUUCGGGGUGAAAACGGAGAAUGGGAGGUCCAGGAAAUCCAUAAAAAAUACAGUGGUGAAAACUAAUAGGACUAAAGCUCUCAUGACAGCUGACACCUACCAUUGUGAGGGCUUUCCUGUUCUCUCUCAGACUGGGAACUCGGACAAGCAGCGUAGAAAACAAAGGUUACCUGCCAAACUGAAACUCGCCAUACCUGGACUUUCUUCGGACCUGGCGGACUUGGCUUACGGCAGGGAGUUUGUUAGUGGCCACGCUGAUUUAGCUAAUCCUGGGUCCUGUCCUACUCUCACUACUGAUGCCUUGGCCAGCUACCUCAAUACGAACUCAGGAUCCACAGUGGCUCCAAAGAAGCGCUGGCAGAUGGUUAUGGGGGCCGCUGAGAAUAAGGGUGAAGUUAUGAGUGAGGUGCCUGCAGACCUGAGUGGGUCUUACACCAGAGGAGCGUCACCAGAUCUUGAUCUGGGAGUUGAGAAGAUGGCAGAAAGUGACUGGCACAUCUCAGAGACAAGCAGCUCACCUGGUAAUUCGGAGAACAAGCGUCAACGUAAACCAACUAAAAGGCUCCUCGAGUCAACUGAGGAGUAUGAACAAAUAUUUGUCCCAAAAAAGAAAUCAAAGAAACACAGCUCAGAAUCUUCCAAAACGCAGGCAUCAGGGAUGACAGCACUGCAUGAUCCCAGCACCUCACCGGGAAUAAUUACCUCAGCGGCAUCUUCUGUUGAGCCCUCCGAGGCUCCGGCAGAGCUGGAAGGGAGUCCUUGUCGGGAUGAACUUUCUCCUGUAGCUUCCCCUGCUUCUCCAACCACAUCACAACACCUCCUCGAUGCAGAGACAGCAGAUGAAACUGAUCUACCUCCUGAACUUGACACAGGGUCCUCGGUCCAAGAAAGAAAGCGGCCAAGGAAGCUUUCUCACAAGGUGCUUGACUGUACCAUAGAAGAAGUGUCUGUUGCUCAUACAAAGAAGAAGCCAAAGCAGCAAACUAGAGUUACCUCAGAAGCGAAAGAGUUUGUCAAGAAGACUCAGGUUGGAUCUGUAAAGAGGGAGAAGCCUGUACCCGGCGCAUCCUCGACCCCUGCUGCUGCCAGAAGACACUCGGAGAGCAAAGACCUCCCAGAAGUCCUCAGUCCAAACAGGCCGUCCAGCCCUCGUGGAUCCAAGACCCCAAAGCAGGAGGCUGAGGUGGAGGCCUGCAGCACUGUGGAGAAACAAAACCUACACACUGGAACACUAACUCCCAAAUCUGAGGUGCUCUCUGUCAGCCUCUCUUCUCACGUGGAUGUCAAAGGGAAAAUAGGAGCCACAUCCUUAAAGGAGAAUGUCUGUCAGGUGUGUGAGAGGACGGGAGACCUGCUGGUGUGUGACGGACACUGUUAUGGAGCCUUUCACCCGCAGUGUAUUGGCCUGUCAGUGGCUCCCAAGGGGAAGUUCCUCUGUCGUGAAUGCAAAGCUGGUGUCCAUACCUGCUUUGUGUGUAAGGAGUCUGAUAAUGAAGUAAAGCGCUGCAUGAUAGCAUUGUGUGGGAAGUUCUACCACACAGACUGCAUAAUGGCGUACUCCGCCACCCAGCAACACAACAAAACCUUCCGCUGCUCUCUGCAUGUGUGUCUGUCUUGCCACAUCACCAACCCUCUCAACAUCUGUAGCUCUAAAGGUCGGUUGGCUCGCUGUGUUCGCUGUCCUGUGGCCUAUCAUGCCAAUGACAACUGUAUGGCAGCAGGCAGCUUGGUGCUUGCAAACAACAGCUUCCUAUGUCCAAACCACUUCACCCCCCGCAAGGGUUGCAAGAACCACGAACACAUCAACGUCAGCUGGUGCUUUGUGUGCUCCGAGGGGGGCAGUCUGCUGUGCUGUGAGGCCUGUCCUGCUGCUUUUCAUCAGGAAUGUUUGAAUAUUGAGAUGCCUCAGGGCAGCUGGUUCUGCAAUGACUGCAAAUCUGGAAAGAGGCCUCGUAUUAAGGACAUACUGUGGGUCAAAUGGGGGCGUUACAGGUGGUGGCCUGCAGAGGUCUGUCUGGCCAAAGAUGUCCCGAGCAACAUCUUAAGGAUGAAACAUGAGGUUGGAGAGUUUCCUGUGCAAUUCUUUGGCUCCAAAGACUUUGUGUGGACGUACCAAGCAAGAGUCUUCCCCUACAUGGAGGGUGACACUCAAAACAUAGAGAAAAUGGGAAAGGGCGCAGAUGCAGUGUAUAAAAAUGCGCUGAAUAUUGCAGCGGAGCGCUUCAAAGAGCUCCAGGCAGAGAAGGAGAUGAAGCAACUUCAGGAGGACAGAAAGAACGACAAGAAACCUCCUCCGUACCGGCACAUUAAGGUGAACAAGCUAAUUGGGAAGGUGCAGGUCAUUACUGCCGACCUAUCAGAGAUCCCACGUUGCAACUGUAAGGCGUCGGACGAGAACCCGUGCGGCAUCGACUCGGAGUGCAUUAACCGCAUGCUGAUGUACGAGUGCCACCCUCAGGUGUGUGUGGCAGGGGAGCGCUGUCAGAACCAGACCUUCACAAUGCGCCAGUACACACCCGUGGACAUUUUCAGGACACUGGGGUGCGGCUGGGGAUUGGUCGGUGAAUCGGACAUCAAAAAGGGAGCCUUUGUGAGUGAAUACGUCGGAGAGGUGAUCGAUGAAGAAGAAUGUAGAGCCAGGAUCAAACACGCCCAGGAGAACGACAUCUGUAACUUCUACAUGCUAACACUGGACAAGGACCGGAUCAUUGAUGCGGGGCCCAAAGGGAACCAGGCUCGCUUCAUGAACCACAGUUGCCAGCCAAACUGUGAGACUCAGAAGUGGACUGUGAAUGGAGACACCAGGGUCGGGUUGUUUGCUCUACAAGACAUCCCACAAGGUGUGGAGCUGAAAUUCAACUACAACCUGGAGUGUCUUGGCAAUGGGAAAACUGCCUGUAAAUGUGGAGCAUCAAAUUGCAGCGGUUUCCUAGGUGUCCGUCCUAAGAACCAGCCAUCAGUGGAGAAACUGAAACUAAAGGAAGGUAGAAGGAAGAAGAAGACCAAGCAAGAGGUGACCAAGGAGAGGGAGGACGAGUGCUUCAGCUGUGGGGACGGGGGACAGAUAGUGUCCUGUAAGAAGCCGGGCUGCCCCAAGGUCUAUCACGCAGACUGUCUCAACCUGGCCAAGAGGCCUGCAGGGCGAUGGGAGUGUCCAUGGCACCAGUGUGACGUCUGUGGUAAAGACGCCGCCUCGUUCUGUGAGAUGUGCCCCAGUUCUUACUGUAAGGAGCAUCGUGAAGGCAUGCUCUUCAUCUCCAAGCUGGAUGGCAAGCUGUCCUGCAGUGAACAUGACCCCUGUGGGCCUGACCCCCUGGAGCCGGGGGAGAUUCGUGAAUAUGUGCCCACCAUGAGGCCCGGGGCCACGGCUGUGCCUGGCACCGUGGGCGCAGACUCAGGGGGAGAUAGUUCUGCUCCCAUUACCUCCUCUGAGGGUCCGGCCACAUCGCCUGGGCCUCCUCCACGUCUCUACAUCAACACAAAAACUGCUACCUCCAGCUUCGUCCCCUCCAGCAGGCCGCACCGCAGAGACAGGACUGAAGGGAAAGGGUUUUCCACUCCUACCUCCUCCAAGGACGAGAGGGAGGACGGUGAGGUGGAGGACGGGGAGGUGUGUGGGCUAGAGAUGGAGGAGGUGGACGAGGACGAUGAUGAUGAUGAUGAUGAUGAUGAUGAUGAUGAUGAAGAAGAAGAAGAGGAAGCAGAAGCAGAGGCAGGGGAGGAAGAUGAUGACAUGGAGGAGAUGGAGAUUGUUCAAGACGAGGAGGAUGAGCAGCACUUUGGAGGUGGUCCUCUGGAGGAAGGCGGUGAGGAAGAGGAGGACGAAGGAGGCGAUGUGUAUGACACAUGGGGGGAUUAUGUGGAUGAAGAAGCUGAUGAUGGGGAGGUGGAGGUGGAGGGGGAUGAUGUGGAGGAGUGGGGGAGAGUUGAAGAUGAUGACAAAUGACACCCAAACUCCCAAAAGACCCUCAAAGGACAACAAAACUUAGUAAAAGACUGAGAGUUUGAUAUUUUGGUACCUACUUUGGUGCUGCGUUGCCUUCUCGUCCCCAGACUGCUGGACUCGCGGUGGGGGGGUGUACUGGUGCUACGGUUCGAAGAUUGUCUCCGUCUCUUUAUACUUCUGCCGAUACGUUUCUUUGUGUCUGGUGCUGUUCUGGGGCCGUAUUCACAAAGCAUUUUAUCUUACCGCUAGGAGUGCUCCUAACUCGCGCUAAAACAUUUUACGU
Molecule: messenger RNA, 7152 nt
Organism: Notothenia coriiceps (black rockcod)
Lineage: Eukaryota; Metazoa; Chordata; Actinopteri; Perciformes; Nototheniidae
Gene: nsd1a
Product: nuclear receptor binding SET domain protein 1a
Exons: 23
Coding region: 474-6869 (2131 amino acids)
Cellular component (GO): nucleus
Molecular function (GO): histone methyltransferase activity; protein binding
Source: RefSeq, a predicted model, not a curated record